UCCCAUUUUUGUACUUUUUGCGAUGAAGUAGAAAUUCGUAAAAUAGACCAAUCUAUUAAAAAUAUUAUUAAAUCUAUUAAACUUAUUAUUGAAUUGAUCAAAUUAAUAUUUGCAACAAUCUUAUAUUUGGCUAUUUUAAUUUUAUUAUUACCAUUUAUACCAUUUAUAAUUAUACUUAUGAUUAUUUGUUUAAUUAUGGGUCGAGGAGAAAUGAUUCCUUUUUUGCUGCUUGCAAUUCCUUUCUACAUUGUUACUAAACAACGCAAGCAACAAAUUGUUCUUAUCAUACCCUAUAUAGAUUAUUCUCGUUAUCCUUUAGAAUAUAGUUUCUGGAAGGAAAUAUUUUAUCCUCAAUCAAGUGUUUUUGUUAAUACUUGUAAAAAAGAAUUUUAUUCAAAUUGGAAUGGCGAAGCAAUUAUUAAUUUUAAAUGGAAAGCAUUUGGAAGGAUAUAUUAUUUUGUUAUUUGGUCAAUAUUUAUGGUUUUUCUUGUGUGUUUCACAAUUGCUUCUUAUCCUACAAAUUCUAUAACUCAAAAAGUUCGUAUCAGUCUCUAUCAAACUUCAAUUGCUUUUGGAUUUUUUCAUCUUAUAUUUGAAUAAAGACAAUUUAUCUGGAAUCCAAGAAAAUAUUUUACAAGUAUUUGGAAUUUAUUUGAUUUAA
Messenger RNA from Rhizophagus irregularis DAOM 181602=DAOM 197198, 661 nucleotides. The record is from RefSeq and is a predicted model, not a curated record. Lineage: Eukaryota; Fungi; Glomeromycota; Glomeromycetes; Glomerales; Glomeraceae.